CUUGCGCACGCGCAGCGCUCACUUAUCCCCGCCCCUAGGUCAGACCCUCGGCGGCGCGAGGUAUAUAAAGGGCGGGGCCGGCGGGACGGGAUCCUGCGCGCGCACCCCGAGCACGAGGCACCCAGAGCGGAGACCGCGCGGCCACCCCGAGCCACCGACAGCCUUUCAGCAGCUUUUACCCAGCGUGCACCGCGCCCGAUCCCGCCAUCCAACACCAUGUCGUGGCACGACUACGUCCUCAACCUCAUGAGCGACAAGAACUGCCAGGACGCCGCCAUCGUGGGCUACAAGGGGACUCCCGGGGUGUGGGCGGCUCACCCGGGGGGCUGCCUCAGCAAGAUCACGGUGAGACCCCCAUUAUAAUAUAUAAUGUAUAAUAAUAACCCCGGGGGGGGGGGCUGCCUCAGCAAGAUCACGGUAAUCAUAUAACAUUAUACUAAAUAAUAUAAUAUAAUAAUAACCCCGGGGGGGGGGCUGCCUCAGCAAGAUCACGGUAACAGCAACCCUAUACUAUUAAUAAUAAUAUAGUAUAUAAUGUGUAAUAAUAACCCCCCAUUAUAAUAAUCAUAUAUAAUGUAUAAUAUAAUAACCCGGGGGGGGCUGCCUCAGCAAGAUCACGGUAAUCACAACCCCCCAUUAUAAUAAUAUAAUGUAUAAUAUAAUCACCCGGGGGGCUGCAUCAGCAAGAUCACGGUAAUAACCCCAUACUAUUAAUAAUAUAAUGUAUAAUAACUAGGGGGCUGCCUCAGCAAGAUCACGGUGAGACCUGCUUUAUAAUAUGGAGACCUACUGAUCUUACUACCUACCUCCUACAGCAAGAACUAUGUAAUAACCAGGGGUUGCUCAUCUGGAUCACAGUAAAGGACACCUACCUCAUACUGAGUACAUACUGUAUCCUCUCACUGCUACCUACUGAGCCAGGGUGACAUACAGCCAGCACGUAGUCUAUAGUCCAAGAUUAUAUUUAUGUAGCACAAUCAGAUUCCAUGAAUCCAACCAUUACUGUGUAAUCCAUGGAUAAUGUGUACCUAUGUCUUCAUACUGAGUCCUGUGAUAUAUGGAAUAAUUACCUAUCAUUACUAAAUACACGAUAUAGCCUAUAUCCACCCCAUCCAUUAUUACUAAAUACCCAAUAUGCUAUAUUUUAUUUAUAUAGUGCCAUCAGAUUCCAUAGCGCUGCUCCUUCCAUUAUUACUAAAUACUAAUAUAUCCUAUAGCAUAAUAAAAUAAUGGCAUCCUCUUAUAGGAUAUUGGGUAUUUAAUAGUAUAACCUUUGACUACAAAAUACCAAAUAUAUCCUAUAGCAACCUCUCCACUUAUUACAAAAUACACAAUAUACUAUAUAAACCUUUUCUAUUAAAUACCAAUAUAUCAAUCUCUCCCCUUGUUACUAAAUGCCCACUAUAUCCCAUCUAGCAUGAUGUAUGUGCGGGGACUUUCUGUAAUCUAUUCUAUAUUGAUCUCUAGCUCUGAAAUAUACCUUCCUCCAUAUCUUGUAUCUAUAUUUUCUCUAUGAAUCAUGUCUACCAAUAUAUAGCAUGGGUCUCUGCAUGUACAAGUUGGGUUGAGACUUGUCUAUAGAUAUGUGAAUUCCUAAUUUACUGAGCCUGGGGGCAGCAAGUGUUCCAUCACUGCACCUCUAUACUGUUAUCUGCUGCCCUGUUGGUCAUUUAUUCCUGAUUACUGUAAGGCAUUCUGUAUAUGUAUGUAGGUAUUAUCUGAUCUAUACCCACUAUGGUUCCAGCUGGAGGAGCUGACUCUGCAAACCCCUUCCAUAACUGGAUGAUUGCUGUAACAAUCAUAUAAUCUAUCAAUGUACCUCUCAAUGUGAUUCAUUUUAUUUAUUCACUGUCGCCUACCACUUCCUAUUAAGUAAGAUUAUUUAUACCCUUCUGCCCAAUCUACAACAGUAAUCCACAAGGGUGCAUGGUACCACAUCUGCCCUUGUCACAUUACACUGCCUCCCCCUCCCAUGAUAUAAACUCACUGGCUGCAUAGUCCUCUUACAGUGUAUAACCCACAUGGUGUGCAGCCUUGUACAGACCAUCACAACUUUGUAACCUGCCUGUGUUCCAGUAUGCCUUAAACUCCACGAUUUCAGGAAAUAUACUGUAAUGAGUGGUUAUAAUAUGAAACCUUUCCUGGACAGAAGGCAGAGUGUAGCUAUAUUUUCAUUGCUUUUAAGAAUAUUCUGCAUAGAACUAGCACAAAUCACCAACUUCAAUCACUCUGAUACAUGCAGCAUUCCUUCUAUACCCCUAUUGAAACCUGAAAGUGCUCUUAAUCUUCCAUGUUGGAUGUAUGUUUGCCGUUUCCUGCUGCAUAGUGCAAUACCUGGCACAUUAUACUUUGUAUAGAAUUCCCAGUUAUAUCUGCUGGAAUCUCUAGUUUCUCCUAUAGAGGUCUCUUAAAGUCCUAGAUCAGUGGACCUCUGUAAUCCCUACAUUCACUGUUUUCCCAUGUACCCACUGAACAGAACUAGGGUGUUGGGUCUGUUCACACAGGUAGAUCCAUUUGUUAUUCUCAAACUGGGCAGAUAUAACUUUCUCAUUCAUAGACCUGGUGCAAUACUGCAACGUGCAUAGAUUGGCUACUCUAAGCCAGGCUUGCCCAAACUCUGGCCCUCCAGAUGUUGCUGAUCUACAACUCCCAUGAUUCUAUGAGCUAUAUAUUGGUAGACAUGAUUCAUUAAGAGAAAGUAUAGAUACAAGUUCAGCAACAUCUGGAGGGCUAGAUUUUUGGGGAAGCCUGCAGCAUGGCUUCAGAAAUAGUAUAUCAAAGCAUGUAAGCUAGAAUAAAUCAUGGCCUGAAUACGGGCAGUCAUAAUAUCCAUCUAUAAAAUACACUUCCUAAAUAAGGAAAGAAACGUGCUAGAUGGGCUGGUGCUCUGGUCUUUAUUCCCCGGCUAUCUGUAGUGAGAUCUAUAAAGGAUUAGUGUCUGUAUAACUACAUGCAGGUUUGUGAGUCUCCAGGAGAAUGACUAGUAUACUGGGUGGACAUGGCACAAGUUAGGUCCUGUUACUACCAAAUCCAUUUAGUCUGUAUUGUAAACCAGGCCCUAUUGGCUGAUGGGACCAUCCCAAUCUGUAACACAUGUAUUUCAGGGUGUGCAUCACGUUGUGCUGGGAGCACACAGUGCUUCCAUGCUACGGAAUGGGUUUUAGUGUAUUUUCCUUUUUUGCAGAAUGAAUUCUAAUACAGCACUCAUGUGAUGCCAGACUUGCUAUGACUGCCAUGUAGGUAUCUAGCUAGGUGUCAAUACAUGCUGUAUAGCCAUGCCCGUUCAUUGAUUUCUUGCCAUGCAGCAGGCAUCUCAAACUUUGCUGAUCUUGAACUCCCAUGAUCCUCUGGCCAUCUGCAUUCAAAGUUGUGGCCAUUGUAUGCUAGCAUGGGUGGAGCUCAAGUGCUCUGGACAUUACUUCUUGGAGGCUCUGUAGAAACUCCUAGGACCAAGAUGGUGGAUGUCUUCUAGGGUGUGCCCCUGAGGGGACCUGAUAUCUUUAUUCUGAUCCCAUAGGGUCAGAACUAAAGCAACAGCCUCUGUAGUAAUGCUCUGUAUAGACUUAUAGUGCUAUGGUACCAGUUAAUCAUUAACAGGGAAAGCGCACUUCCUGGUCCAGAUCUAACAGGCACCCAGCAGCUUACUGCUCCCCAUUAAGUUGCGGUAUGCCCUUCCUGACAGUGCUGCUGCAUGUCUUUAUGCACAUAGCUGUAGGUAAGACAGGAAGUCCCCAGACAUGAAAACCAUAAGAGGAACAAGCCACUACAUGAAACCAACACUAAACUAGCUCAAGGCAGUGUUAAUUUCUCAGAUAACAGCAUGCUUUGACUACUGCUAAGCUUGAUGGGAGCUGCGGUUCUAGACAAACUCUUCUUGGCCACCUCUGGGGUACAAUGGCUUUGUAACAAUAUAGCAUCCUGCAGCUGAGCUGGCCCUGUUUAUAGCUGAGCACUGUUAAAUGCACUGAAUCUCUUCCAAGGGUGUGUGGUUUUUUUUGUGGUCUCAGAGUAAGCUACCCCUUGGAAAUGUCCCCCUCUGACUGUGGGCUAACCCAUUCAGACAUUAAAUGGCAUGCACCUUGUGGCAGGGGCUCUGAAUUUUCUUGAACACUGUACAGAGCGGUUCAGCCCAGGGAAUGUGGUGCUUGUUAUCGUCCAAUAUCUAUAGGUGUUUCUGGCCACAUCUGCAAGAACUGGCCUGGUGCUAAUGUUAAGUAAUCUAUAUAGCUUUCUGUGGGAUUUUACCAUAAAGGAACACUAGCAUUUGGCAUAAAAAAAAUACCAAUACUAGUGUUAUGCAAACUGUCCCAUGUGUAAAGCUUUUUACUUGCAGCUAAACCUUUGCUACAAUGUUCUCCAUAAGGCCUUCAUGGCUGAGAAUCUUGAUCUCCACCUAUCCAUCGCACAGAUGUAAAGUCACACGCUAUACCAAUCUCCAUCUCUUAAUAGAUGCAUUGAGUCCCUGAGAUGCUGAGUCUGUCCUGCAAUCUUUGCAGGUUUGAACCCAGGAAGUCCCUCUAGUGGCUGUAGUGACAGAUCUUAUAGAUGGUUAUAGGGAACUAUGUACCAUGCCUUUUCUCAGACAUGGCAAAACUUACAUGGACUGGAUAUAUGCCCCAGUAAAACUACAUUAUGAUCCUGUGAUUGGUGUCCCUUUUUAAUGACUGCAUCUGGCCUUGAAUAGCACAUGUCUUUGUGGCAUGUGCUGCAGGCAACAUGUCUUGGGCUAUGACCCAUCAUUCUUUAACAUGUGAUGCCAGGCUACAUACCCAGUCAUUUCCACCUUUGAAUAAGUGGAUUCAGGGAGCAGUGCCCAGCAAACUCCAGGUACAAUGUCAUACUGUGUGUAUAUAGUUUGACUUUAAGUGUAUGGCAUCAUAACCACUUCAGCGUGACUGGUGCUAGUGCGCCUUAAUAUUGAGGUAGGCUGGCUGAAUUUCCUGAGGAAUGGAGUGGGUGCCCAGGUAGUAUGUGUAUUUAAAGCCUUUGAGUGGCUCCCCUGGGCUCACUCUAGUGACUGCUCCUAAAUGUGUUCUUUACUGACUCCUAAAUCAGUCUUUUUGCUGUCUGCCACAAGACACAUACUUCCUAAACUUGGCUACUUUCAAGCCUCAGUGACUGUACUGCAUGUGGAUCAUACCUGCAGUAUCUUGGCAGUCAGUUUCUGGUGUAAAACUCUCUGCUCAGACCUGCUGCUUAAUGCUUCCUCCUCUGACAAUACCUCGCUUCCUGUUUCUGAUAAAAUGGAGGGAGCUCAGGGCACUCCCAGAGGAGGUGGGGAGAUGGCAAAGCAAAAAAAAAUCUGACUUCAGGCCUAAAAAGGAAACAUCUGAAAGGUCUUUUAUAUAUUUGGUUGUCAGCUCAGUCUGAUUAAUGAAGCACAGAUGUGCUGGAUUUUUCAUCAGCCCAGUAAGGGAGAUGUGGUUACAAAAUUCACAACUACUGUAACUCUGCAUGUUAAAGCUCUCCCUCCAGGCUAGAUCUGUGAUUCUUAUCAAGGGCAGGACUACGCACUGUAAGAAAUGGAAAGCAAACUGGCUCAUCCACUGAAGGUGGGGAGCUGCAGGUUAGUCAUAGCCUCCAGCUACAGAUAAACUGCCUGCUAGGUGAACUGCCCCAGGAGUGGCUACUUACACCUACAGUGGGAUUUACUAAUGUGAGAACCUCAGUUCUACACUAGCCUCAAACUUGUAUUUCACUUUGAAUUCCUGGCUCCCUUUGGGCAAUAUCCCUGCUUUUCUUCAUACAUUUUCUAGUAAACACUUGCUCUUUGUGUGUCGGGAAGUUCUGCUUGCCUCUCUAUAUACAUUCCUGAUUUGUGAAAUGUCUUUCAUACAGAACUAUGCUGAGAUCCUGGGAAUUGUCAAUCAGUAGGGUGGGUGUAUAUAUCUCUAUCCCUCAAUAAAGCAAACAACUAUGAUCCGGACUGCUGUAAAUAUAGCUUUAACUUAUUUUCUGAAUGUGUCUUUCCUCACAAAUGCCUGUGCAUCUGAGUUGGGUCCCAUCUAACUGCAGACCAGUUGGUUGUACUGAAGGUAAGGCAGCAUUGGCAAUCAGUGAUUUACUGUACAAUGCUUGUCACAAGUCAAGGCAUGCUCUAUGUUCAGGGGCAGUACAUGGUGGCUUACGGAAGCAGUGUACAAGAACUUGAUUCUACCACCCCUCAUUGACUGCUUCACCCCAAAACAGUUCUUGCAACUUGGCUAAUAUUUGGAUGGCACUCUGAGCCACCUUAAAGUCUACAAAGAUCUGCAUGGAUAAGUAAUGUUCUUUAGAGCACAACUUUAAAGGAACACUAUAGUGAAUACAUCUGUUGUAUUACAAACACUAAAGUGGCCCUCUGCCCCUGUGGCCUCCUUGUCCCAUCAGUGAAAUUCUGUGAAUUUGGAACGGUCACUUUUCUGAAACAGCGCUUCCUUAAAGGACCUCUAGACACCAGACCACUUAAGCUCAAUUAAGUGUUCUGGGUUCCAGGCCCCCCUAGUUUUAACCCUUCAGCUGAAAACCUAACAGUUUCAGAGAAACUGCUGUUUACACUGCAGGGUUAAUCCAGGCUCUAGUGGCUGUCUCCCUGACAGCCACUAGAGGCUGUCUCUGCAAUUUACAGAGUAAAUGGCACUUAUUUGACUCUGGACGUCCUGAGUCCAGCAUUGAGUAAUGUUUGCAUUCGGCUCCACUGGGAAGCUGACAUCGAUGGAGGGGUCACUGGUGCUGGAUUAAGGUAUGCAAAUAAAUGGUUGGUUACAGGUAGGGCUCUAUUGCAUUAGGAAUGCAUAUUUGUAUUCCUAACGCUAUAAUCCUUUAAUGCUCUCCCAGCAAUGCAUAAAACACAUGCUGCAGCCUCAGUAUGCAUCCUUAUACCAGCCCAUGAUAUUGAUGUGCACAAGGAAUCUGCUUGGGAAUUGCUGUAUCAUGUGUUUAAACUAACCUGCAUUGUGUACUCUGGAUGUGGCAGCACAAGUGUUUAAAUAAAAUAAACUAGCUAAUGGUGACUUGUCUGUUCCCAUUCACCUGUGUAAUUCUGCUGCUCCAGCCCUCCCCAAUGCCUAGAAUUUAGACUCUAGUGACAGCUGGGGUAGACUGAUGGGUGGGGGUCUGUCUGGGCAUUCUAGCACAAAUGGCUGGAGGUUUUUCUAAAACAGUCUUUGAAGGCACAAGCUGGCAUACAUUGUACAUGGUGUAUACAUACCCUGCAUUAUAGGUUGGGAUUCUCAGUAAAUAGCCAUUCUAAAGUUGCCCUAUAAUGGUUUCGUUUUUGAAGAUUUAUAAAAUGUGGGUGCCUUCCACUGGUAUCCAUGGUGAUUGUGCUGCUUUCUGCACACUGCUAGAAAGACUAGUACAACAAUACAGGCAAUGCUCAAUCUGAAUAGCUCUGGCAGAGCUGGUAAUGGCCCAUGUUGUCUACCUGAAUAGAUUCAAACCUAGAAUGUGACAGCAGAUAAGAACCAUUCGGCCCAAUUUUCUAAAGACACUCACUAGUACCUAGCCUUAGGCCUAUACCAUGCAUGCUUUGGGUUGAUUGCCUAUACCAUCAAUGCAUGUAGUUCCUAUUGUAUUUAGUGCUAGGCAGUUUACUCCAUGUACCCUAUUGCCACCAGGUUUGCAUGCACUGAUCCUCUCAGUGGCUAACAGUUUUCACUAUCCCCACUGUCUCCCAACUUAAAGCUCUCUGGCUGGUAUUUCAGUAGAAACGCAGAAGUAUUGUGUAAAUGAUAAAAAUUACUGCAUGAUGACACUUCAUUACAUGAAAGAGGAAGUAUCAUUUGGGUACAGGAACAAACACUGAAUAAUGGCCUUGGUGCCCCUGUUGUGGUUACCUCUGGGCAACUGUAAGGCUGUUCAAUGUGCCAAACCAUGCCUUACACACAACACUCUGGCUGUCAGGAUUGCAGCACCAAUCCUGGGCAGUUAGACUGCAGCACCAAUCCUGGGCAGUUAGACUGCAGCACCAAUCCUGGGCAGUUAGACUGCAGCACCAAUCCUGGGCAGUUAGACUGCAGCACCAAUCCUGGGCAGUUAGACUGAUUACAUUAUUCAAAGUGCUGCUUGAUUUACCAAUCUCAGUCCACUAGAACAGUAAACCACAUGUUCCUCUCCCGAUGCUCCUGGAAGGCUGCCUCUUAGCUUGUGAUUAGAGUCCACCAGGACAGACUAGUGUUUCAGUGUAAGCCAUGGCCUGCCAUAAUGACUGUACUGAGGGAGCUUGCCUCCACUCCCUCUGACUGUAUGUUAGUCACCUAACAGCCAGCUAUAAAACAUGUUAACUCGGUUACUAUUUGUUAUAUAGGACAGAAUUUAGCAAUGUAGUAAGCUUUCCCUUAAAGGAACAAUUCAAGCAUGUAACACUACAUAUAGUGCAUUGCAGGGGUUCUGGGGAACACUGGUGUCUUCACUGUAGUUACUCCUACAUUGGGUCAGCUAGUGGCCUCCACUGACUGCUGAGCUAAGCACUGCAGGGCCAGAUAUAAAUGGCUAAGCUUCAGUUUGGCUCACUGGCCGACCUCAGGUAAGUGCAACAAACUCAUCGGCCAAGUCAAACUGAUUGAAAAUGCUUUGACCAAUACAAAUCAGGAAGGGUGGUUACACCCUAACAUCAGUUUGUUUUUAUGGUGCUUGGCAUGUUUAGCCCUUGGCACAUGCUAAAGUAGCUGGUCUAAUGACUUACUGCAUUCAAUACUCUUGUAACUAUGUCAAGGCUUGGCCAGAAAUGGAAGGGUACCCUGCAUGGCAUGGGCCAGCUGGACUCUCCACUAGUAUAGACUAGUCUUCCAUCACCCAUGUGGUGUCUAGGCUAGAUCUAUCAGAGCAGUCAUUUCCAAUCUAACUUUAUGCAGGUGUUUGUGGCUUCCUCUAUAAUCACAAAGUGGAGAGUUGUCUAUAGCCUGGCACACGGACUACCCCAGGCAGUAGUCUUGUUCUAGACUAAAGAAUUUAUUGUGUUGUGGUAGGUCUAUUAGUUGGUAGCACACAGUAUGUUGGGUUUAGUGUGCUGCUACCCGUGCUUGGGAGGAACGUUCAGCAGUACAGUGCUGCUAGCCGUGCUUGGGAGGAACGUUCAGCAGUACAGUGCUGCUAGCCGUGCUUGGGAGGAACGUUCAGCAGUACAGUGCUGCUAGCCGUGCUUGGGAGGAACGUUCAGUUGUGUGCAGCUAGCCGUGCUUGGGAGGAACGUUCAGCAGUACAGUGCGGCUAGCCGUGCUUGGGAGGAACGUUCAGCAGUACAGUGCGGCUAGCCGUGCUUGGGAGGAACGUUCAGUUGUGUGCAGCUAGCCGUGCUUGGGAGGAACAUUCAGCAGUACAGUGCGGCUAGCCGUGCUUGGGAGGAACGUUCAGCAGUAUAGUGCGGCUAGCCGUGCUUGGGAGGAACGUUCAGCAGUACAGUGCGGCUAGCCGUGCUUGGGAGGAACGUUCAGCAGUACAGUACGGUAUUGCCGUGCUUGGGAGGAACGUUCAGUUGUGUGCAGCUAGCCAUGCUUGGGAGGAACGUUCAGCAGUACAGUGCGGCUAGCCGUGCUUGGGAGGAACGUUCAGUUGUGUGCAGCUAGCCAUGCUUGGGAGGAACGUUCAGGAGUACAGUGCGGCUAGCCGUGCUUGGGAGGAACAUUCAGCAGUACAGUGCGGCUAGCCGUGCUUGGGAGGAACAUUCAGCAGUACAGUGCGGCUAGCCGUGCUUGGGAGGAACGUUCAGCAGUACAGCGUUGAACCAGGGAGAGCAUGCAACAUGCUAUGAACUUCAUAUUCACAUGCUGCUUCUUAUGGCCACCCUGACUGCAGAGAUCUGGCUUUCUUAAUUCUUUAAUCAGGACUGUUCUGUAUCAUGGAGACAGACUUCCACAAUCUAAAAAUAUUGUACCUUACUAUUUGUUUUAAUUCCUAGUGUUGAGAUGUGCCCAUAGAUUGUAUGCCUUCCCCUCCCUAACUUGGUCAGUGGGCAGUGCCCUGUUGGUCUGCAGCUGAUAUCCUGGGUUGAUCUCAUGUUGUGGUUACAGAUAUGCCAGCUGCAGGCUGUAACAAGCUGUGUGCUGAUUCAUGGUUUGUCCUGCAUGACUUGGAGCUCUGUACUCUCACUGAGGUCAUACAGUGAGUCACAGCCACACCUGUCCAGGAGUUAAAACAUGGCGUGGAACAGGGUUUCUAGAAAAAAUCCUUGACUAAGGAUCAUGGGAGAUAUAGGUAGAAACUGUCAGGGAGCUUAUACAAUUUGCCAAUAUUAAUGUACAUUGUAGGCUCAUUGAUCUGUGAUCCAUAAGAUUUAAAAUGGGUGCUAUUUGGGGGGGAGGGUGCUUGCCUGCCACUUGAAUGCUUUCAGAACAUGGUUAGAAAGCACUCUUACCCAUAAUGUGUGGGGCCUGCUCCUGCAUGAUCCAUACAGGAUGGCUGAACUUGCUCACAGCUGGGCCCUGCCAUGACUUGUCAGGAGCAUUCUAAGGGAAAGCUGAGGGCUAUGUACAUGCUCAUCAUUCCUGACAUGAUGGGGCAGGAUCCUUGCUUCUGCUGAGCAUCAUACUCCAUAUCCACCGCUGAUGGAAAUGCAAGCUAUGACAGCAGGCCUGUUGGCAGCACAUGCUAAAGUGUCACCAUUUACCAUCUUCAGUUACUUCAUGCACAUCUUUUAAAUCAUCCCUGUGGCUGUCCUAGCAAGCUGUGUGUAUAGCUGCAUUAUCAUGAGAUCAUUGCUAGAAUCAGUACAUACUGAGGCCUCUUCAGAGUUGACACAUUGCUGUCAUUUAUUGAAGGCAGUCUCUGAUCCAGUCUGGUAUUUUAAUAUGGUGGCUGUAUAGGGAAAAUCUAGUCUAAGGUGCUGCUGCCAUCCACUUGUAAGAUGGCUGCCUAUUGCAGCAUGUCUUAUACAGGCUGUCUGGCUUCCUGAUCCACCCUUACAUGGCUAAGACUUGCAUGUUUGGCUUCCUGUGCUGGGAGGAGGAAUAGGAAAUGGCAUGUUUUCUGGGUAACCAGUGACUCAGGCAAUCCAGUUAUUACAGAAUCCUUUCUAGGACCACAGCAUGUCAGUCUGAUCAGUAACUUUCUCAAUAUAUGGCACCCAGAGAGUUAAACAGUCUAGCCUAGUUAUGUUUGUAUGUUAAGCUUUCUGGGCAAACUGUAAUUUUCCUAUAGAUUUAAUGACACUAUUUGAUGCCCUACCAGAAAUUAUAGUUUUGCAUGUGAACAGCCUCCCUAAUGAUUCGUAAAUGGCCAGCAGCAUUCUGCAGACUUCACAUGAGAUGCAGAGCUUGCACUCUAUAUAAGAGUUGGCUGUUAAGCAGUCUCAUAGCAAGGGUUAGAACAUGUCUCUUGGCAUACAGGUGUACCUGUAUAACCCUCUAUGCUAACUGGGGAGACUGCAAAUGGGACAUGCUGUGGCUGCUCUAAUUAUCUUUAGUGUGUAUUUCACACCUUCCUAGAUGUAGGAAAUGCCAGAUCUUGGUCUCUUCACAUGUAAAGGUACUACUAGCAGUCUGACACCACGGGGGUGCCAGCUUGGAAGCUUUCUAAAGAGGGAUUGGUGUUAACCCAAACUACCUGCUGGGUGGUAGAAGUGGUGAGGCAAUCUCUCAAAUCAUUCAUCAUGCGAGUACACAACACACACAGCCAGGGCCUUGUAACAGGCUGUCAUUCCUAUCUUUUUAGCUGUAUGAAGGCUUGCCGCAGUGAUGUGUAGAUAACUGAACUAAUGUAAUAAAUGCUGAUUCCUCUUCUCUCCCACAGCCAGCAGAGAUCAAGAACAUAACUUCAGAUGACCGAUCUGGUCUGUUUGUUAGCGGUGUGACGCUUGGUGGGAUGAGGUGUUCUGUCAUCCGGGACCAGUUUGGCGACCCAGACGUUUGUGUCAUGGAUUUAAAAACCAAGAACCCAGAUGGACCAUCAUAUGCUGUAGUUAUUGCCAAAGCCUUACAAGGUACAGACAUGUUUCUCUCCAUGUAAAUGUGGACUCUGGCCUGACUGCCCUGGCACAAGUUAACACUAUUUUCUCUUCUCUGCAGUUGUCGUCAUAUUGGUCGGGAUUGAAGGUGUCCACUGUGGGGCCCUGUAUCCUACAGCACACGAGAUGGCCAAGUACCUAAAAUCAUUAAGUUUCUGACUCCCCUCCUCCCCCUCCAUUACUACUGAUUCAGUCGCCUGUUCCAGCUGCCAACAUUGGACCAAUCCACUGAUUUCCCUCCCAUCUUUAUUUCCUUUUUUUAUCACCUGUUAUGUUUUUGCUGCCCUGGUCAUCGAAAUGAACAGAAUUUUUCAGGGAAAAACAAAUUUAUAUCUGAUUUAAGAAUAAAAAAGUAUGCUGUAUUAAGGUCUCUAAUGUAUGUGUGCCUGAAAUUCAAAUAAGUUUUCCCUCCUGUCUCUUUACUGGGAACACUCUGCCCCACCCUAGGCUGCAGUGUAACCUCUGCCCCAUUGUAACAUCUUAUCAGCUCACAACACAUAUUUAGUUUGUGGGUUAGUCUGUAGCAGGAUAUUCCAAACAUCAGUCUUACCCUUGGGCAUCAACAGUCCUGAAGGGAAACUUUUUACCGCAGUUGAAAUUGCAAUGUUUUGUAUUGUAACAUGCAUGCUCAAGGCUGGGCUCCCAUAGAUCAUUAAAGAUUUUCUUUUUCAGGGUUGUAGUAGACUGCUAAUUGGAGUCAGACUGAUGGUAACCCUCGCCUCUACUAAACCUCCUGCUCUUGAAUUGCUGCUUAAUGCGCUGUUGAAAUGAGCCAAGUAACUUCUGUUGUAUGAUGCCAUAAACUGCUUCGAGGUUAGAGUUACAAAGAACAAUGACAAUUUCACUUAUUUGAAGUGGUUAUGGUGUGAAUGUGCAGCACUUGACAUCUCUGCUACAUCACUGGAGUGUCAAAGCCAGCUGGAAACAAGAAUUCCAGGCUGGCUGUCUUGUGCUUAUUCAUGUAGUCUGCUGAAGCCAGGUGUCCCCACUGGGAGCUCUUAAGCACCCAGCAAAGAGUAAACUAUUUAACCAUUACUGGUAGCAGUGACACCAGGUGUGGCCCAAGCUAACAGCAGGUUGGGUGGUGCUGGUAUGGUUAAAGCAAAUUCACAUUGCCUGUACUAACUUACUGUAGUGACAGCAUGGGGCAAUGCAGGUACAGAAAACAGUCCAUGUAAAGUAGGGUUAGGUGCCAUCUUGCAAGACUUGAAUGGUUGGCUUGACUUGCAGCAGUCACUCUUUUCCUCAUAUGUUUAACACCUGGUUAUAAAAACAAUCAGGGGUUUUAACUUCAUGAAAAUAGUUGGUAUUCAAUUUUCAUGUCAAUUUUGGGCUAAAACAAAUGACAGUAAACACAAACCGGUUAAUAUAACCACCUAGUAUUGCUGCUUUGAUUACACCAUGGUCAUUAAAUCUGUUUAUGUAGCCUUGGCUGAGACUCUCUCAUAGCCUCUCUACACACUUCCUGAACAUCUACUUUUUCAAGCUUGCCUGAUUGCAAAGCUUUUAACAAUGUUGUAAGAUCUGAUGGGGAACUUCCCUAUGUAGGCUGAGACUUGAUCAGGUGAGGUGUGCAGCAUAAACUCCCAAAUGGAGUAGAAUGAGCAGUAUAUCUAGAGACAUUGUCUAAACACCAUAGCAGCGUCACUAAAUUAGCUUCUGGUGCUUACAUGGUCUCCGGUCAAUUUGAAGGUGUGUUGAAAGUCUCCUUGCAGCUAGCUUUCAAGAUGGAUACAGGAGUCUGCUAAAAGAAAAGCAGAACUUAAUAUUUCAGAUUGGGUCAAAGUACAUAUCUCACUAGUUGGUUAACAGGCAAUUGGGAAAUAACUGGUCCUUCAGAUACAUAGUGUGUCUCACUGAUAGUGGGAGAAUAGAUGAACUAUAUAAAAUACAGAGAUGACAACUCACUGAUGUGAGUGCUGGGGAAAGUUUCUGUAUCCAUAGUCAGGAAGGUAUAAAUAAGGCUAGCAAAGUAUAAUGGAUCUAGGUUUUGGCUAACCUACUACUAACCCCUUAACAUGCAAUUGUAAACAAACCCUGUCUGUUCAAACAUAAUUUUACAUAUUAAAGCGGCACUCUCAGGCCGAACUUACCUUUCUUCAAUCUCUUCCUCUUCUCACCCUCUCUCAGGAUCUGUUCAUUUCUUCCUGUCUUUAGUUUUAUUUAAAAGCAUAAGACAAAGUAGGGACUCGUUGCCUUAUGGAGGUUUCCUCCGCUUGACCAGCGGAGGAGCAAAGUGUGCGUUGUUUCUGCUGGUCAGAGCAAUUUUCCCAUAAUUCUUACCUUUCCUCCCUGUUCCCAUGAUGCUUCCUGUCGGUAUUGCCGAACGUCCUGUCACUUAGACAGAAUGCCGGCAAAAAAUGCCGAAUUGCAUCCUAACACAAUGAGAACAGUUUCUCCAUUAGUGUUUAGGAUGCAAUUUGGGACUUUGUUUGGAUUGCAAUUUCACUUGAUCAGGCUGCUCACUGUUUAGUGGACAUGCCCCUACUUGCGUUAUAGCAAGUAGGGGCAUUGGGGAGAUUUUAAUCUCACUUAUGCUAUUAUGGGUCUUAUGAAGUGGCGGGGAGCACUACUCCCUGACGUUUCUAGUUUUACAUAUUACAAGUGUUUGUUCGUCUGACACUUCUAUUCAUUCUGCUUUCUGACGAAUGAAUAGAUGAAAUUCCCGUUUGCAUGUCCAGGUGUUUAACUGGACAUGUGCAGGUUUCUCAGUCUGUCUAGUGUGGGCAGAUGUGUCCCACAGGGACUUCAUCUACCCACACAAAGAAGGUGGCGCCCUGAAUAUAGAUCGGGGCAGAAAAUAAAGAUUAAAAAAUAGGUAAUAUGGGGGGCAUUUGGGGGUGACGGGUCAAUUAGAGAGUGGAGGGGGGUUAAAAAAAUGGGAUUCGGGGGCGGGGCCCGGCCGCCAAGCUGGAUGGACGUGGAGCACCUCGGCUCCCUGGUGAAACCUGAUAACCAGCCUCAAACUACCCCUUCUUACGUCCAUAACCCCAUGCCGCUACCAGAAGACAUGGGGAACCCAAGCAGCAACCUCCGGUACAAUUAUCAGCUCCCGUCCUGCCGGAGGCACCGACUGAUGGGCAGAUGGGUUUGCGGCCUGCUGUGAGGCUCUGGCGGGAGAAAUGGCCGAUCUCCCGUGCUUAGUCCGGCGGGACCUCUCCCACGCCUACUGAGGGCCCCGUUCUCCCCCCCUAUGGGCCGGUGGGGGUUAUCCCGGUCCCCACCAGGGACGCAGUGAUCAAUAAUAGCAUCUGGGCAGUGAAGAAAGCAGCCUGGGACCGCAUGGCAAAAACCAAGAUGGCCGCCGCGUCUACCACAAGCUGGUGAGCUGGGGCUGUAGCAACUGAGCAACUGCUGGGUACCAUCUGAAGCCGGUGCCGAUCAGACAACUGCACGCUGGCAACAAGCCGCAGACAAACAAAGCAAUCUCCGUGUCCACCCUGACCAUCGGACAACUCCAAUGGUAACAACUCACCACGCAAACAGAGAAUAAUUUCGGCUCGCUACAGAGAGCAUCGUCCACACCACCUGAGGUAUCGCCCCCCCCCACCCACUGUCACUGGUGUGUCUGUGUGGACUGUUUCAGGACUCUGAACCUAACUAUACCUGUGGGGAUGAUGGACAUGGGGCGCGGGCUCUACUCUCUGCCUGGGGUUGGUGCCAGCAGUCACACAGGACCGGACACAUCCAUAACAUGAGCUACACCAGACCCGAUCCCAGCUAAGACACCGGCCGAUCCAGCACAGCCACAGGAGCGACUAGGUGGACGCCUACCACAUUUGCCCAUGUUUGCACCCAACUAUUGUAUAUUCUUUAUUUUAUUAUCUCAUUAAUAACUUCAUUCUGUGUUUAAUGUAGAUGUUAACUCUGCAGCUCCCCACUGACAGCGCCUAGGCCUCCUAAGCCUGCACAUAUACCCUCCCUGGCAAGCCCAGUGCCCCAAGGUCCCUUGGUGGUUAAACCACGCCAUGUAAUUACACGUUAGUACGUACCUACGCUUAAUCUAUGUCGGACCUGUCCAACCUGGCUAGUCGGUCACAAACCCAGAAAGUGGCAUCACAUGACACUUGAUUUAGCACACUUGAAAAUCCCAGGGGGCAGGGAGUUUAACCCAGUUCCCCUAAUAUCAUCUACACAGCGAGUGUCAACCAGAGGAAUCUUAGCAUGUCCAUUUAACUACUACUGUCUCACAUAGCCAUGUCUGACUAGCCACGCAGGUCACCACACUAACUGUACACAUCUCUCGUGACAUCUAUUAGGCUAACCCAUGUCUAUGCUACCCUGUUUUGCCUAACACUUGUUUGAAUGCCUUGACAACUUCUCUGCUAAGCUGGUUUAAUUUCUUUUGCAUAAACAAAAAAAAAAAGCGCAACAAAUCACCUUUACCACUAUGUCACCGUAUUAACUCAUGUAACCUGUUAAAUGUCAUAACCUCACAAUGUAUCUGACAAUGCGCUUCAAAAAUAAAGAUAUAUAAAAAAAAAAAAAAAAUGGGAUACAGCCAUGACAGUGCCGUUUUAAGUGUACCCACACUUGGUGGUUCAGGAGAAACCGGCCAUUCAUUUAUAUGAAACCUUAAAGUAAAAUCUUACGUCUGAGAAAUUAUGAAAUUUGAUUUAUCCCUUCAGAUUAGAGGCAGUGCAUUAUGACAGGGAUUCCUAAUCUGAAAGGGAAAGACAGGCUGACCCAACUUUUUUUUUUGGGAACCUCCCCAAAUAUCAUUUGGCACGAAAGUGUCUUCAACCCAAAGCUCCCGAGUUCUUUGCCUGCCUCCAGCAGAUGAGGGUGGUGCAGCUCAGAAGGCGGUUUCAGGUUAGCCUCAGGAUUGCCAGCACUUCAGGCUCCAGACUGGUGGAACGCACACUGGGCGCAUGCAUUCCAAUACGUCUGCCAAUACUGUGCCGUGUAAGGCGAAUGUGCACACAGGCUCGGAGGUCUUGGCGGUGGAACACACAUACAGGUUACAUGCGUUCCAUCGUGGAUUUGAGGUGCGCAUGCACAAGAUUUCAGAAUUCAGGUGCCAAAAUGUAAAAUUUUUGUUUUGUUUUUUUGGAGUAGGUUUUCCAGAACCUUUGAAGGCUAUAUAACCCAGCAGCAACUGUUUGGUAGGUGCACUGAGAAUCUGUUGCAAGUGUGUUCUCACCUUCCCUCCGGCCACACUUUGAGGUCAUUAAGAAUUCUAUCCAUUUUGGAUAUUCAUCCUCAGAGGUUCCUCCACCUAAAUCCAUUAAAGCGCAUAACCUUUUUCCUGAAGAUUAGAGACAGUGCACGCUUUCACCCACCCCUUAAUUUAUUUUUGCAGUUAUCCGGCUUUUGUAUUUUCUGGGGAGCUUUGGAGUUGAAGGCACUUUAUAGUGCCAAAGGAGAUUCUAAAACACUUUUGGGGUUUGCCUGCCUUAUUUUCCCAUCCAUUAGAAAUCCCUGUAAUGCACGGACUCUAAUCUUCAGGAAAAAAGAUUGUUUCCCAAGUUCUACAUGGCAUAACUGUAAAUGCUACAAUCCUGUUUGCUUUUACUGCAAUAGAACACUAGAAUUGUUUAGUGAUGUUUCACUAGUACAGUAGCCUCUAUGUACAGGUUUUAUGAUGGUGUUUUUACACAUUGCAGCUUGCACGAUUGGUUUGCUGGGCCUACGUUGUCUUUGAGACUGUAUGGUAGCCCUGAAAUGACUUGUGCAUCAUACCAUUUGCAAAACUAGACAACCAAAAUUUAAAAUGGUCUUUUGUAGUAGUCAACCAGACCAUAGUUCGUGUUAUGGGGAGGGAUGGAGUGAGAGAGAACCCGGGAGCCCCUCUGGGUCCUACUCUCGCGAGCAUGGAGCGUUGCCGCGGUUACCACGGCAACGCUCCAAAUCUAUGGGCUAGAGUUCACCUCACCACCACUGGGUCCACCAGGGUUGGAGAAAUGUCCCCCCUCCUCCAAAUAAAGGUAAGAAGGGAGGGGGGACGUAAAUGUAUUUAAUUUUAUAAAUUCUUUUUAUAUCAAUCUGUCUACUAAUGUCUACAAUUUGUCUACAAAUAUGAAAAUUUGACAAAGUGAUCUUCUGGCCUUAACGUGAACGGGUAAGGCCAAACUCAGGGGAAUACAGAAGUCAGAGGAGUUAGUAAAUGCAGUCAACAAAGAGUAGUCAGGACAAGCUGAGGUCAUCAAUCCAGAAAACAAACUGACAAUGUACCAUACAGAGUGAGUAGUUAGGCUCUGUAUGGUAGGCUUUGUAGCAACUUAAUGCAGAGGGCAGUAAUAUCUAGAGUCCCUUGAACUUCAUUUAGCAAUUUCCCUGGGGUGACCUUUCGUAGCGCAUGUAGGAUUCGUAAAGUUAAAAGUUUGAACAUUUGUUUCCAAAGGGGAGGAUUGGGGUCCUGGGCAAAUUAAGUAUCAGACAUCAUUUUCACCAUAAACUCUAGAAAUGUGUAUGGUCUACCUAUAGCGUUUUUGUAAAGCGCAUGAGUUGAAAACAUUUCUUAGAUUGCAAUUUUGUUGUACCAUAUCCUACUGUUUCUGUUCAUCAGAUAAAGCUAUAUACAGUUGUCUGCCACGUAUAGACUACCCCGACUGUACUUUUGUCAUGCAUUGUAGACCGUGUGUAUACAUCCUUCAUAUCUGUGAAGUGAAGGCCAAGCACAUCAUCAUGGUGGAAAACUGAAUAGAAGCUUCUGC
Messenger RNA from Pelobates cultripes (western spadefoot toad), 18576 nucleotides. The record is from the annotation of a GenBank genome assembly. Lineage: Eukaryota; Metazoa; Chordata; Amphibia; Anura; Pelobatidae.